Messenger RNA from Lasiodiplodia theobromae, 1215 nucleotides. RefSeq names its product Arf GTPAse activating protein. The record is from RefSeq and is a predicted model, not a curated record. Gene Ontology annotation, molecular function: GTPase activator activity. Gene Ontology annotation, cellular component: Golgi membrane. NCBI's taxonomy places the organism in Eukaryota, Fungi, Ascomycota, Dothideomycetes, Botryosphaeriales, Botryosphaeriaceae. The transcript is spliced from 4 exons. Bases 1 to 1215 code for a protein of 404 amino acids. Gene Ontology annotation, biological process: regulation of ARF protein signal transduction; regulation of endocytosis.
AUGUGGGAAGUCGAUCCUGAAACCAGGAGCAAGCUCCUGGAGAUCCAGAAGGAGAACGGCAACAAUUCGUGCGUCGACUGCAACGCCCCGAGCCCUCAAUGGGCGUCGCCUAAGUUCGGCAUCUUCAUGUGCCUGAACUGCUCCGGCAUCCACCGCGGCCUCGGCGUGCACAUCUCCUUCAUUCGCAGCAUAACCAUGGACGCUUUCAAGGGAGCCGAGCUCGAGCGCAUGAAGAACGGCGGCAACAAGCCUUGGCAGGACUUCUUCACCAACCACCAGUCCAACCAGCUCGAAGGCCGCACCUUCGACGACUGCACCAUCAACGAGAGAUACGACAGCGAGGCGGGCGAGGAGUGGAAAGAGCGGCUGACGGCCAAGGUCGAGGGCAAGGAGUACGUGCCGCAGCCCAAGGAGAAGAAGACGCCGGUGAAGAAGGCGGCGGCAGCGCCGCUCAGCGGAAGCAGGGCUGGCAGCAGGGCCGGCACGCCCGUCUCGCGCAACGAGCUGGAGGGCUUCGCGCCAGGUCGCACCGGCUCGCCCAGCUUGGGCACGGCGUCGCUGUCCAAGAAGCAGCAGAACGAGGCCUACUUCGCACGCAUGGGCGCCGAGAAUGCGAACAGACCGGAUGACCUGCCGCCCAACCAGGGCGGAAAGUACGCCGGUUUCGGCAGCGACCCAUUUCCACAGCAACAGCAGCAGGGCAGCAUCCCGGGCUUGGAUGAUUUCCAGAAAGACCCCGUGGGCGCUUUGACGAAAGGGUUUGGCUGGUUCAGCACCACGGUGCAGAAGACGGCGAAGACAGGGUACGAUGGCUGGGUCAAGCCCGGCAUGGAGAACCUAUCCAAGGCAGACAUUGCAGCGCAAGCACGCUCCGCCGCCAUGACCAUCGGACAGACGGCGCAAUCGGCCGGCAAGAACGCUGCCGAUUCGUUCAACCGCUUCGUCGAGGGCGACGACACGCUCGCGCCGCGCAACGGAAACGCAAAGAAGGCCGGGCCGGACGAGGAGCACAAGGACUUCUGGGACUCGUUCGGCGCAGCGCCCCAGGGCCCUCCGGCGGAGAAGAAGGGCUUCUGGGAUGAAUUCGCGUCGGCGGGAGAGCAGACCACAAGCAAACCGAAGCCGACGAGCGUCGGGACCGCGGCAAUGAAGAAGGGAGGAAGCGGCAGCGCACCGGCGGCGAAGAAGGAGGACGACGGAUGGGGCGAUUGGUAG